Cydia strobilella is the source of this 1262-nucleotide messenger RNA. Its product is annotated as odorant receptor 42a-like. Lineage: Eukaryota; Metazoa; Arthropoda; Insecta; Lepidoptera; Tortricidae. Gene Ontology annotation, cellular component: plasma membrane. The coding region runs from base 25 to 1215 and encodes 396 amino acids. The record is from RefSeq and is a predicted model, not a curated record. Gene Ontology annotation, biological process: sensory perception of smell; detection of chemical stimulus involved in sensory perception of smell. The transcript is spliced from 5 exons. Gene Ontology annotation, molecular function: odorant binding; olfactory receptor activity.
CAAAGAACCUACUUAUUCGUCACUAUGUCGACCAAGCAGUCAGACAGUUUCACUCAAAACAGAUUUUUCUGGACCGUCUUUGGCCUAUGGCCCGGGAAAAUACCUAACAAAUAUUACAAAUACUUCUCUCUUACCUAUCUAAUCAUUACCUUCGUCACUUACAAUGCCCUUUUGACGAUAAACCUCUAUUACACGCCGCCCAGAAUCGACUUACUUAUUCGAGAAAUCGUUUUUUUCUUCAACGAAAUAGCAGUCGCAUUCAAAGUGUCUAUGGUGAUUUUUAAACGGAAGAAAAUCGCAGCCAUAUUUGAUAUGCUCGAUUGCGACGAAUUUCAAGGAAACGAUGAUAUUGGCAGAGAGAUUGUUAGAAAGCACAACGAUUAUUACAAAAAAUACUUGACGAGUUUUACUCUUCUGUGCAACAUAACAUAUUUUUUUCUAGUGUUUUCUCCUGUAUUUACAUUUGUAAUUUAUGAAAACACUUUGGAACUGCCUGUGUGCAAGUAUUAUUUUCUUUCUGAUGAAACAAGAAAUGACUAUAUUUAUUUGAUUUUUGUAUACCAAUCAUUUGGUAUGUACAGUCAUAUGAUGUACAACGUAAAUAUUGAUACUUUUAUCGCUGGUUACAUUAUAUUGGCAAUAGCACAAAUUAAGGUGCUUCAACAUGAUUUGGAAAAUUUGAAAGUAGAUAAGUCUGACGAUGGCAGCGGUAAAUUGCUGGAUCUAAAACAGCAGCAGAAAUUGCGUAAAAUUAUUCAUCACUACGGAUUUAUUUUAGAGUACUGCAAGGAGUUUCAGGACGUGAUCAGUGGGCCUAUGUUCGUUCAGUACGGGAUCGGGUCCUCCAUAAUUUGCGUCUCAAUAUGCCGAUUUCUUCUGCCAGCAACAUUGGAGACCUACACGUUCACGGUGACUUACUUCCUGUCCCUCCACAUGGAGAUACUCGCCCCGGCUUGGCUAGGCACUCAGCUUAAAUACGAGAGUCACGAGUUAAUGACAGCAGCGUACAAGAGCGAAUGGUUGCCGCGCUCGGAGCGCUACAAGAGAUCUCUCAAGCUCUUCGUGGAGCGAGUGAAGAAUCCCAUCAUAAUUACUGGACUGAAGAUGUUCCCGCUGUCACUGCCCACUUACAUAUCGAUAAUGAAAACUGCUUAUUCCUGCUUCACAUUGAUUCGAAUUCUCCAGAACCGACAAGAAUUGGAGGCAAGAACAUAAAAUAUAUGUUAUGUAAUUGAAUUGUGACGUUUUCAACCAAAAGUUAC